AUGCGAGUCGACUUCAGACAAUUGGAUCAUCUGGCUCUCAAAGAGCUUUUGUGUCCAUUGAAGCGAGAUUCAGUUGAGAUUUCUGAGGGUCCGCCGAAGCAAGUGAUGGUGAUCGAGAGGGGGACAGUGAACAUGCCCUGUGAUUUAUAUCCUCCGGCACCGGGGGAUAAAGUCGUACUCGUCUUAUGGUACCGACUCGACAUCAAAACACCUCUCUACACGUUCGACGUGAGGGGGCGAGAUUUCAUCAAUGCUAACAAGUGGGCGGACCAGCGGUAUUUAGGUCGAAGGGCGUCCUUCAGCCCCGAGGAUCGGCAGACGCCCUUGACCUUGGAGGACAUCAGAGUGCCAGACCAGGGCAUUUACCGCUGUCGAGUGGACUUCAAGUUCUCUCCCACUCGCAACUCCUUGGUCAACCUCACUGUUAUCGGUCCCGAAAGGAUUGUGAUAGAUCGACUCCGGAAACUCAAAUCGAUCAGCUGCAUCCCCUCCCUCGACAUAAAGGAAUUAGGACGUAUGAGAAUUCCCUUCUUCCUCCUGGGGCUUGAGGAGGACUAUGAAGGAGGACAAGUGGUCGUGGUUCAUCUUCCCCCGCCGAUUCCGAAAAUCCUGGACGCAAAGGGACAAGAAGUGGAUACCAUCGUGGGCCCCUACAACGAGGGAGACGACUUGGUCCUCAUUUGUCAAACUGAAGGAGGCGUACCCCUUCCCCGACUGAGCUGGUGGAGAGAAGGGCGGGAGUUGCCGUCGACCACACGCACGGUGGACAGCAUCGUCCGGGCCACGCUAAGGAUCAAGGACCUCAACAGAACGGACUUGAGGGAGAAAUUCACUUGUCGGGCCGAGAAUAACAACAUCACCAUCCCGGCUAGACACGUCGUCACUCUCGACAUGAACUUCAAACCUGUCCGAGUGAGCAUCUUAAGCAAGACUCCGCGGGUGUCGGCCAAGAAACAUGAAAAGCUAGUGUGUCAGAGCGCCGGUGGGAGACCCCAUACGCGAAUCACCUGGUGGAUCGGUGACAAACGGCUCCGCGAAUCAAAGGAAGCGACGGCUGGAGACGGCAGCACAGUGACAAGCACAUUGAAAUUCGCGGCAGAGAAGGAAAACUCAGGGAAAAUCCUGACCUGCCGGGCUGAGAAUCCCAGCAUCCCGUUGAGUGCCAUCGAAGACCAUUGGACUCUUGAAGUCGACUACGUGCCUGAGCUGAAGUUGAAGUUGGGACGGUCGUUACAAGAGUCUCAGUUCCAGCAGGGGAUCGAAGAGGGGAAAGACGUGUAUUUCGAAUGCCUCGUCUCAGCCAGCCCCCCUGCUCCCAACGUCUAUUGGUUCCACGAUGGAAAGGAAUUGGGGCAUAACGUGAGUGAAGGGGUGAUCCUCAGCAAUCGAAGCCUGGUCCUGCAAAGGGUUGAUCGAAGUCGGACCGGGGACUAUUCGUGCAGGGCCACGAACACCGAGGGCACCGGGAUCAGCAACUCCCUUGCGCUCUUGGUUAAGUUUGUUCCAGUAUGCGCAGAGGAGCAGGGACAGCGAGUGUAUCGGAUCGGAGUCCUUGAAGAGACCCAGGUCCAAUGCCUCGUCGCCUCCGUCCCCCCCGCCACAAACUUCUUGUGGAGAUUCAACAACACUUCAGAUUCUGUCGAAAUUCCCAAAGAACGAUUCACAAUCGAGGGAGCAAGAAGCUUGCUUCAAUACAUCCCAAUGACGGAAUUAGACUACGGGACCCUGAGAUGCUGGGCCAGCAACGAACUUGGGACCCAGAAGGAACCCUGCAUCUACCAUAUCAUACCCAUCAGGAAACCGAGUCCGCCGUUCAACUGCACUCUGAGCAAUUACACGCCGGACUCCGUGGAGCUUCGGUGCCAAAAGGAGGAGAGCCCGAGCAGCGCCUCGGCGUUUAUCCUUGAAGUCCGAGACGAGGACAGUCAAGAUGUGAUGGUGAACAUUUCCAGCACACAUCCCGUGUUCCAUGUCAAGGGUCUUCUACCGGGCAAGGGUGUCCACUUGUCCAUUUACGCUGUGAAUUCCAAAGGCAAAAGCGAGACAAUCACCCUACAUGCAAGCAUACCUGCGGCUGCUGCCAAUCGAACAGGGAAGGUGACGGACUUGGUGCUGACACCCCUAUUGGGAAUCCUAUUGGGGGUUGUGGGAGGACUGGUAUUGGUGGCCAUCGUGAUAUUGCUGGUGAUACGGUGCCGAAUAUGUAGUCGAGGACGGAGAGGAGGAGGAAAUGGUGGAGGAUGUCAUAGUAACCGGAAACGCGGUCCUUCGACCACGGACAUCCUGGACAAGACCAGUCUUCCUCUCCACAGCGCCCAGAGUGUCCCAGAAGAAGACUUUGACAUGGAGGAGAAAGAUCCAGACAUCAUUCCUCACAAAUACGAGCCCGGCUAUAUGGCGAUCCCGUCAUCGAACCUGACUCCCAUGCCUUGCUGCGCAGAGACUUCAUUGAACCGCUGCGAGGUCGCGGCUUGGGAUGAAAGACACUCUCAUAAGCAGCCGCUGGUGUACUCCCAGGCGACGUUACCCCGACCAGGAAGGAGCGUUCCGAGGGAACGUCUGGAAUCCAGUAGCACCGUGUAUGCCACCAUUGACCACCGAAUCCCUCCCCCGUCGGGGUUCGACGAUGCAUAUAGUUAUUCUCCUCCUACCCCCACCGUCCCUCUUGUCGCCAAAAGACCCGAAUCUAAGAAGAGAGUGAAUUUCGCGGAACCGGCUGUCAGCUGAUAACCACGACAUGAAUGACAUGGUGGAUUCCAGGCCAUCUGUUUGGAAGAGAGAGGAAGGGACAUCUAACUUUCUCUCUCCCUUCGUCAUCACUCCUCCUCAUUACAUUGUGAUAUCCUUCCCUUUCAUGGAAAUACAGUUUUUCCCC
Molecule: messenger RNA, 2875 nt
Organism: Darwinula stevensoni
Lineage: Eukaryota; Metazoa; Arthropoda; Ostracoda; Podocopida; Darwinulidae
Source: the annotation of a GenBank genome assembly